UAUGCCGCUGGUGACGAGUCUCCGCGGAGCGCAGCGCCUGACGCCCCCUAACGGAAAAAGGGAAGUUCAGCGCCGUCCUGUCCGCUGGUCUCGCUUGCGAAAACCAUUGAAAAAAGACAUUUUUGGAAAUUCCUCUAGAUAAAUACACUUGGCCAGCUAGGUGUUUAAAAUACUGACGGUGGUUAUGUCUGCGGGAAGCAUGGAAAUGAACGGCGAUGCCGAUGGAAACGCCGGGGCGGAGGUGCCCCACAGGGGGCGCUGGAGGCAUAACGACGGGCCGCUGAACAUGAACCACUACGCCAAUAAGAAGAGCGCGGCGGAGAGCAUGCUGGACGUGGCCUUGCUGAUGGCAAACGCCUCUCAGCUGAAAGCUGUGCUGGAGCAGGGCCCAGACUUCGUCUUCUACGUACCCCUUGUGGUGCUUGUCAGCAUCUCACUGGGCCUGCAGAUCAUUGUGGGCAUCCUCCUCAUCUUCAUUGUGAAAUGGGACCUGAAUGAUGUGAACAAGCACUUCAGGCUGAACGUGCUGGAGAAUUUCGCCACGGGCCUGGUCUUCAUCAUCGUGGUGGUCAAUGUCUUCAUUACGGCAUUUGGAGUCCAGCGGCCUGGCAGCAGCUCCUGACCGCGAGAGGCCACCGUGGGACACCCUCAGACGGUAAAGAUCCACCUCAUCAGCCACCUGAGGGGAAGCCAUGGACGGGGCGAAGCUCGAGUGUGUGUCAGAAAGAAGGAAGUGCUGGAUCCUGUCCCCCCCCCAUGGGACACAGAGAAGGCCCUCAGCUGAGAGAGCAGGGCCUCUGGAUCUUCACAUCUUAUGGGGGUUAACAAUUAUGGGGAUUUAAGGCAGAUAGAUAGAACAGCAAGUCAAAGCAAGUGAGAUGCUGAGUCUGUCACCCUUCGUGAUGAUCUAGCCUUGUUACUGGUAGGACAUUCGCAUGUUAGACGCAGCUUUCUAGAGUCCUACCCGCUGCAUUAAUAUGAACAUUUCCUUUAUUUCAGCUAUUCAUGCACCCAUACAUCUUCCACUACAGAGUGUAUCCUGUUGUAGUAUCUUUGAACCUGUGUGUUAUUUUUUCCUGCUUUCUCUUAUGCUGGGAAGGCUUAUUAUUCCAGUGUUCCGAUGCUCCCCCGUACAGUGCUGAGAACAGGCUAGGUCAGGUCAGCCCAAUUAGGUCUAAGUUGGGGUGGGAUUGUGAAAAUUAUACCAAUGGAGAUGCAUAAAAACUUGAGUAUGUUGGUACAUGUUGGGUGACUCAUUGGGAUGUUAAUUCCAAUAGGGUUGGUCAAAUAGGAAUAAUUGACAGGACCAAUAAGAGGAAGGGAAAAUGAUUUUUCGUUCCAUUCGUUGACAAGAAUCAAUCAAAAGGCCGGUAAAAAAGCAGAUGGGGGGGGGGGCUGCAUCCUACCUGGGGGCCAAAGCUGGGUGAAGAUCGGUGCACAUGACGUAGCUGUUUUAAUAGAGAAUUAAUCGCUCCACGCUGAGGGAGCCGUACCAGUGAUGUGCAGGAGAAAAGCCCAUCUGUAAACUCCAGCUUGUAUGAUACAGGCUUCUGAGCCACCCUGCUCCAGGCAGCCAACGUGGCGCGGCCAGCAUCAAACCUGGCUCCCCACUGUAAGAUACGCCUCCUUCAACUGAUGGUGUGUUUUUGUGCUGCAUGGGCAGCCAGUGCUGUGAGAGGGGAGAUGAACCACAGCCAAGCCAGGCCAGGCUUACCUCUAAUCCAGGGGAUAACUCAGGGUCCAGCUCCGUCUGAGCUGGGAGGUGGCCCCCAUGUCAGAUGCAGCACAACGGUUUAAGUAUGCCCCCUAGUGUUGGCAUAAUCGUCAUAUAACAGUAUAACAGGAAGUCACAGUAUUAGUCACGCAAGUCCAGUAGAUCAGGGGUCCCCAACCACCGGCCGUGGACCGGUACCGGUUUGUGAGCAUUUUGUACCGGGCCGCGGCGAACGGAUAACAGUGGCUGUUUUACUUUGGAAAACGCUUCCACUUCUGUGUCUCAUAGGUGGCGAUAAGGCAACGCACUUGGUGAUUAUAGUAAAAUCCCGUUAUAGUGGACUCGCUUAUAACGGAAUAUCGUCUAUAACGGACAAGGUCCGCUGGUCCCGGCCGUACUCCUUUAAGAACAUGCAGAAAAAGCAUCGGAUAUAGCGAACUGGCAUAUAUCGGAAUUUCGCUUAUAACGGACAAACAAUUUGGUCCCCAGAACCGCUUUUAGAUGUAGUUUUGUUCAGUAUAACGGGCAUGCAGGCUCCGCCCACAAGGCGCACGGCGUGCCAGUGAUAUCCAGCACAGAUACGGAGUCGGGAUUAUUAAUAGUCACGCUUCUGGUUAGGUAAAGUUGGAUUACUACAUGUACAGUAUAAUAAUCUCUACCACAAGUGUGUCUGUUGGGGUGCGGCAUGAGUAAAUGGUCUCCUGUAGUUGUGUUCUGGACAUACAGCAACUCUGGAUAUAACGGACUGUUUUGCCUGGUCCCAUGAAGUCCGUUAUAACGGGAUUUUACUGUAGUUAAAUAUUGCGCACCUCGUUAUUUUUGUUACGCGUCUCCGCUCCCUCCCCCAAACCGGCUCAUAAGAGGGAAACAAGCUCAGGGCUCCCACUAAUUCUGCAGGAUGGUGAGUUGUAUUUUUACGUACUUUUUUUUAGUUGUUUCUAUAACGGUCCGUGGAAAUAUUGUUUUACAUGAAAUUGGUUCAUGGCGCAAAAAUGUUGGGCACCGUUUCACGUCCCUGCACGUCUCUUAACACGCUCUCCCCCGGUACGCAGAAAUGUUAAUGGAAUAAAGCCGGCCCGUGGUGGCAAAAAUGUUGGGGCCCACUGCUAUUCUUUACUGGUAGCUCAGACAGUUAAGAUGUACACCCUUACCUCUAGUUGUGUAAAUAGUUGAUUAUGAGUUCUUUGCCAUGAAAUGUGUUUGCUGCUAGAUUCAAAAUUAGAAACAAGCCAGUAGUGGUAAAAGUGGGGAGGGGGAUUUCAUUAUACUAAAAUGGGGAAAAAUGCAGAAAUGGCUGUAUUAUCUAUCUAAGUCAGAUAACUAAGCAGAGACUGAUAUAUUACAAUGUAUAUGCAAAAUAUCAAUGAAUGUGUUCUAUAUUGAGCUGUGCUGUUCUUGGAACGUCUGAGAACCUCAAAACCAUAGACUUCAAAGUGCCCCUCUGCUGAUGUCAGAAAAAAAAAAACUUUGCCUUAAAACGUUUCAAAAUCUAAAGAAAAAGGGAUAUGAUACAGAACCCAAAGAAAAAGUUUUUUAAAAUUGCUGCGAUUCUGCUAGGUGGUUGAGUAGCAAUCUCAACGAAGAGAUACAUAUGUAAUGAGCUCUUUAAUGUCCACGUUGGAACUCCUAGCAAAUGUUUGCCAUCUCUCUGUUCUUACUGCCUUUUCUGCCAGCAUGAACAACCCUGCAGUGCUUUCCGCCUGCAUAGGGAAUCGCUCAUGGCAGAUUGUGUGUUUACAGUCAUUCUUAGGUAUGUAUGCACAUGUCAGACUUACAGUCCUCCACUCCCACUGUAUCUGCGAUGUUGGCUGAUCAGAUUUCAGGGGGUCUUGUUUUUUAGGCUUGCGGUCAGUCUUCAGAGUUGGUGCCUUUGUGAAUGUGACAAGUAGGACUCCGGCCAUUUCCCACACUUUAUUUUUUUUUUAAUAAGAUAAUCUUAUUGGGGAGAUUCAGAAGUGUUGUAAUGUUGUGCACAUAAAAAAAUGGGUGGGCUGCUUCUGUUUCGUAGUAGGGUCAUGGUCACUGGUGAUCUUUGGACACGUAACAUGGGAGUUGCUGCGCCUGACUUGGGAGGGGCCCAUGCGUAACAAACUUGAACAAGACACUUACCCUGAAUUUAUUCAGCAAUUUAUCUGGCUGCAUUAGCGAAGUAAAUACUUCAAGUACCUUUAGAUAAAUGCAUAUUUUAAGCAACUUUAUGUAGAUUUCUUCUACGGAGCUCCAUAUCAAUUUUAUUCUUUUCAUUUUUAUUCUUUUUAUUUAAAAAUAUUUUGUAGUCUGUUCUUUUUACAAAAAAUUGUAAUAAAGUCUAAUAAUCUUGGCUGCUUUGUCCUAUCACUGUGUAUAGCUUGUUGUAAUGGCUGGUUAACACUAUGCAAAGCAGUACUAUCGAAUACGCCUUUUUAGCUAUGGUUGUCUCUAACAUGCAUAAGUAUCUGGUGCCCUGCACAUGUCCAGUGUAGUCUAUGGACGCGCCACAUCUGUUUCUACGCUUAAAAAGGUUGUCCCUUAAUAGCCUCAUCCAGGCUUGGGGUAACAGAAUGGACAGAAUCUGUUUUGUGAUUCUGGAGAGACUGUGUGCUACUUAUACUGCCCUCUAGAGAAGGAUGAUCACUUACUGGCAGCACACUUAAGGCUUGAGUUCAGUGAAAGCAACUUAAAUGUUCCCAAGCAUCAC
This is a messenger RNA of Brienomyrus brachyistius, 4391 nucleotides long. RefSeq names its product ninjurin 1 (gene ninj1). The transcript has 4 exons. Gene Ontology annotation, cellular component: membrane. The coding region runs from base 185 to 622 and encodes 145 amino acids. NCBI's taxonomy places the organism in Eukaryota, Metazoa, Chordata, Actinopteri, Osteoglossiformes, Mormyridae. The record is from RefSeq and is a predicted model, not a curated record. Gene Ontology annotation, biological process: cell adhesion; tissue regeneration.